AGAGCGCAGAGCUCCGCCCCUUUCCUGCAAUUACCAGUUGCUCAAUACUUCUGUAGAAAAUCUGUGAUAAGCUUUUGAUUCGCUUAUUGAGCAGCCUUGAUACGACAGGUCACUGAAGGGCAGAAAGGAAGCGGCGUGUCAGUCAGAGAUUGAACCCAGCAGUCAAAAUGGCAGACAGCGGGAAAACUAAUGAGGCUGGAGCUGCAGCAACUGAACCAGCUAAUGGAGAGCAGCAGAAUGUGGUUGCCAGAGUGAGCCACUUGCCAUUGGUCAGUUCAGCCUGCGAGGCCGUGUCCAGCGCUUACAGUAGCACCAAAGACAGCGUCCCCAUGCUGAAGGGGGUGAUGGAUGCUGCGGAGACUGGGGUCCGAACACUGGGAGCAGCUGCAGGCACGGGGUCCAAACCUGUUUUAGACAUGAUCGAACCACAGCUCGCCAUGGUGAAUGAGUAUGCCAUGAAAGGUCUGGAUAAGAUGGAGGAGAAGCUGCCGAUUCUUCAUCAGCCAGCUGACAAGGUGGUGUCAGACACUGUAGGGAUGGUGUACCAGUCAGUAGCAGGGGCCAAAGAUGCGAUGCUGGGCGCCAUGAUGAGUGGAGUGGAGCUGACCCGGGCAGCGGUCAGCGGAGGUAUCAACACUGUCAUGAGCACCAGGAUGGGCCAGAUGGUCAGCAGUGGGAUGGGCCUGGCCCUCAGCCGAUCUGAAGACUGGGUUGAUCACAACCUGCCACUUACUGAGAGGGAGCUGGCUGCUGUGGCUGAGCCUGCCAACUUGGAGGUGUCAACCGCUUCAACCAGCCCUAGUUACUUUGUCCGUCUGGGGAAACUCUCUGCCAAAGUGCAGGAGCGAGCUCUGGAACAGUCUCUGGUCCGUGCACGGAAGGCCAGGGAUGCUACUUAUGCAGCGGUGGCUCAGAUUACCAGCACCCUGGACCUGGUGGAGAGUGCCCGUUCCAGUCUGGGUACGGCUGGUAACCAGUUAGCAGGAGCCUCAGAGCAGCUGCUGCAUCGCUGGGCUGAGUGGAAGCAAAAAAAGGAGGGAGAGGAAGCGACUGAGUCAGAACCAGAUGAGUCCAAACAUGAGCCUGAGGAGCUGGAGACUCGGGCCCUUUCUAUGGUGCAAGGCCUGAGUGACCAACUAAAGGCGUCAUGCUCAAGCGUGGUGUCCAGUGCUCAGGGUCUGCCAGGGACGGUCCAAGAACAGUUGACCAGUGCUCGGUUAGCCGCUGAAGAACUACAGUCCUCCCUGAGAAAUGCCAGCAGCCUAACUCCGGUUCUGCUAGAGCGGAGCCGCCACCAUCUAAAACAAGUUCAGCAUUCACUGGACGGAGUCAUGGAGUAUUUGCUACACAACACGCCACUCAAUUGGCUAGUGGGACCAUUUGUCGCCCAGAAGACUGAGAGCGAACAGGAGGAUGUGAUGAUGGAGCAGACUAGCCCAAACAACUAGAGCUAAAGAUUUUGCGAGCUUACAGUUUUGUUUCUUUUAACAGAAGUUUCUUGAAUAUGGAAAUAUUUUUUAAAACGUCUGUGUUGAAACACUCCAUAUGGUUAAUUUAAUACCAUCAUUAUCUUCAUGCUUUUAAUUGACAAAAAAAUUACACUAUAUUGAUCUCACAGUAUUUACUACAUUUAACACUGAAAGAUGGUUUUCCUGAUUUUUUUGCACUGUUUUGUUUUCUUUCUGUCAAGUACGAACACAUCCGUUUUAAGAUGGUACUUUUGUUGACAUUCUAGUCAUUCCAACAAUGGAUUCAGGAACAGGAUGGUAGGGAAGUUGAGUGCACAGUUCACUUGUUGUUGGGUUAAUAACAUUUAUGAUUAUGUUUCAUGUAAUUGAUCUGUCACUGAGAAAUAUUGAUUAAAUUUUAAACACA
Molecule: messenger RNA, 1875 nt
Organism: Cyprinodon variegatus (sheepshead minnow)
Lineage: Eukaryota; Metazoa; Chordata; Actinopteri; Cyprinodontiformes; Cyprinodontidae
Gene: plin3
Product: perilipin 5
Exons: 8
Coding region: 168-1448 (426 amino acids)
Biological process (GO): lipid storage; positive regulation of triglyceride storage
Cellular component (GO): cytosol; lipid droplet
Source: RefSeq, a predicted model, not a curated record